This is a messenger RNA of Lolium perenne, 333 nucleotides long. RefSeq names its product ethylene-responsive transcription factor ERF098-like. Lineage: Eukaryota; Viridiplantae; Streptophyta; Magnoliopsida; Poales; Poaceae. Gene Ontology annotation, molecular function: DNA-binding transcription factor activity; DNA binding. The record is from RefSeq and is a predicted model, not a curated record. Gene Ontology annotation, biological process: regulation of DNA-templated transcription.
AUGCCGCCCCGCCGCCGCUCGACCUUCGACUACCGCGGCGUCCGCGCGCGGCCAAGCGGCACUUUCUACGCUGAGAUCCGCAGCGGCGAAGAGCGCAUCGGGCUCGGGACGUUCGAGACGGAGCACGAGGCGGUGCGCGCCUACGACGCGGUCGCCUGGCGCCUCGGCCGCUACCACCGGACGAUGAACUUCCACGACGUGUGGACGCGGGAGCAGGCGGAAGCGCUCGCGCCGCCGCCUUCGGCCGUCACGCGCGAGCAGCAGCAGCGCCAGCGCGAGCUUGAGCAGCGGCUCGUCAUCGUUGAGCGCGACGAGCGCCUCCGCCUCGAGUGA